UUUCAGAAUGAUAUUCUUCUACACUAUUCUAUGCUUAUUACCAUCUCUUUCUGCAUCUGCCAUUGACGAGGAUCUAAUAAUCGAACGGAGACCUCAUCAUGUUGAUUGGGAAGAUUUAUUCAUGGAAUACAACAAAUACAGUGCGCCGGACAGAUCCAGACAAGAAGUGAAUCUCACUUUGGAAAUUAUUGAUAUCAGUUUCCAUCGUGUCCUAUUUGAGUUAGUUCAAACCUGGAGAGAUGAACGAUUACGCUUUGUUGGAUCUGUUCGAGUUCCGGUUCCAUCUCACAUUCAACCUUGGUAUCCGGACACAUAUAUUCGAAACGGAUGGGAUGUGAUUGUGGAGCAAAAAAGCUUGGAAUUGAACUACGAUGGCACGUUUUCAUUGCGUCAGAAAUAUCAAGCAACAUUGGAUCUUGAUGAAAAAAACAAAUUGUUCCAGGAUCUUACUUUGGUGAUCUCUUCGUUCAACAACUACGGAACUGAACGGAUCAAUUACAAUCUCAUCAGCUCUAAAUCAGAAGUGAAAAACUACGAACACAUUUCUCUUCACAAAGUCAGCCGAAAAUCUGAUAAUAUUUAUUUUGAUGAUCUUCAUAUUGGAAUUCAUUACUCUCCAGUUAUAUCCCAACCAACCACAACUCAAAAAUACGAAUCAUCAACUCUUGCUCAAAGUAACAACUCGACCAAAUAGAUAUACAUCAGCAAUCUCCAUACUUUAGAAUAUUCCACGUGUAUUAUUGAUUUCUCUUGCUUUUCAUUGGCCAUUUUCUUCUCUCUCUCUCUUUUUAUUUCAUAUCAAUAAUUUAUUGCAUUCAUUCUUUAUCAAUAAUAAUUUCUAAUAAUUUAUAA
Caenorhabditis elegans is the source of this 852-nucleotide messenger RNA. RefSeq names its product Neur_chan_LBD domain-containing protein (gene M03F8.6). Gene Ontology annotation, biological process: monoatomic ion transport; monoatomic ion transmembrane transport. NCBI's taxonomy places the organism in Eukaryota, Metazoa, Nematoda, Chromadorea, Rhabditida, Rhabditidae. The transcript has 3 exons. The record is from RefSeq and is marked reviewed. Gene Ontology annotation, molecular function: extracellular ligand-gated monoatomic ion channel activity. Gene Ontology annotation, cellular component: membrane. The coding region runs from base 8 to 694 and encodes 228 amino acids.